CAUGAAGGUUCUGUACAACACAAUCCGGAGACUCUGUUAGACCCAUUGUCAAAAGGGUUUCAAAAUCAAAGUUCAGGUUUAGCGUAUAAUCUCUCAUUUUCUCUUAAAAAGCUUCAAGGGAAUAGCAAUGGCUUUACAAGCUUGCUUGGACAACUACCUGUUGGCACUGAGCUCCUUGGACUCGAGUCAGGUGACCACAGACUUGGUAAAGUCCUCAAAUUCUGAGAACAUACUACAAAGAGGUCAAAUCCACGCUGCAAUAGGUUGUUGCUCAAAUGCAUCAUCUGGAAAAUUUCCAGGAUCUUUAAUCAAGAUUCCAAAUUUGAAUGCGGCUGAAAUAUCCGAGGAUAGGGAAAAAACUAUUUUAAAUAGUAUUACUAACUUAGAAUCGAGUCUUGCAGCAAGUUUUUUAGCUACUGGGUCCAAUUCAGCUGUUCCAAAAGGUCCCCAGUUACAAGGAAGCGCUUCUACUGACACGGAUCAUUUUGAUUUAUCCACAUUCCCCGUCUUGAUGUCACCUAAUUUAAGCAAUUUUGGAUCUUCCACUGCCUGCUACUCGAUAGCAGAGGAAGAUGUCCAUCUAGGCCAAAAUAGGUUACAAGUUCAGAAAAGGAGACGUCAACAAGGAGAUAUACGUACCACAUUUCAGUCUGAAUUGCAAAAGAGUCUAGAUUCACUUCUUGAUGUCAAAAGAGAGGGGCUUUCCUCUUCACCUCAGCUACAUAAGAAAAUCAGAUUAGACAAUCAGAAAAAUUCUAUUCUACAAGAGAAUAUUAUUCAGCAGCCACUGCCAAGUCAGGAUUCAGUGCAGCUGCAAGCUGCACGCCCAACUCUACAUGCAUUAGUCAUACAGAAUAAGUUAGGGAAUCAAAAGCAGCAGGAUACUUUGCAGUCAACUCUUCAAUUGCUGGGAGUUAAUAUGAAGCAGAAGCAGCAGCAGCAGCAGCGACAAAUGAGGGACUACCUGCAAAGUCUGGCCUUGCCACGAGUCCAAUCUAUGCUUUCAUUCAAUGCUAAUGCAUGUUCACGCAGGCUAAUGCAAUACAUGUAUCAUCAGCGGCAACGACCUCCUGACAGUGGUAUUUCUUAUUGGAGAAAAUUUGUUGCAGAGUAUUAUGCUCCUUGUGCUAAGAAACGGUGGUGUUUGUCUUCAUGUGAUAGUUCCAGACUUCAUGCCAUAGGUGUAUUCUCCCAGGGUACAUGGCAUUGUGACUUGUGCAGGACCAAAUCUGGCAGGGGAUUUGAGGCAACUUUUGAAGUACUUCCCAGGCUUAAUAAUAUUCAGUUUGAUAGCGGUGUUAUCAAUGAACUUUCGUUUCUUGAAUGCCCUCUUGAGUUCACACUCCCUUCUGGAUUAAUGGUGUUGGAGUAUGGAAAGGUUGUUCAUGAGACUCUCUAUGACCAUCUUCAUGUUGUUCGUGAGGGUAAACUUCGUAUCAUCUUCGCACAUAAUUUAAAGAUAAUUUGCUGGGAAUUUUGUUCUUGGGACCAUGAAGAACUAAUUCCUCGAAGUUCAAUUCUACCUAAGGUUAAUGAGUUAGUUCAUGCUUCAAAAAACUAUCAAACCAACAUUGAUGAUAUUGGAUCAUAUAGGACACCACUCUGUGAUUUACAAGAAAAUUGCACGAUGUUAUUAUCAGCUGGGCGUGAGCUUGAAAGAGAUUUGGGCUUGCAACUGGUUGGUGAUUUGGGGUUUUCGAAGAGAUAUGUCCGUUGCUUGCAGAUUGCAGACAUAUUCAACUCCAUGAAAGACUUAAUGACUUUCAGCUGGGAUAAUCAAAUUGGACCAAUUGAGAGCUUGAAGAAAUAUACCCAGCAAUUUUCAACAACCGAACUCCACAAAGAUGAAUUGCUAGAAAAAGAGCAGAUCGAGGUCCUUCAAGGUUUGCCAACUAAUCCAAAUAAGUUGUCUGCUUCUCAUGCUCUUGGUGGCAACAGCAAUGAUAACUCGAACAUGAGUAAGGGUGCUCUAUUGAAUAUCUCUGAUGUGUCAUGCCACUAUAUAUAUCCAUCACAAACUCGCAUCAACUCGAAAAUGGGUGAACUGGAGCAGACGUCACUUUUAUACAAAAGGUGUGGAAGAAAUGCAUCUUCCACACCAUCUCAAGGUCCCAAGACUUCGAGUGCAGAAUUCAUCCAGGAGUUUGAGUUUCCUGGUCUCCAUUCCUCUGGGGGUGGCCAGCAUAGACGGGAACAUAAAGUCCAAAAUUUGCUCGAGGAGAUCAUCAUGAGGGCUGAGAAUGAAGCAGUUAACGCUAAGAUAGGUAAUAUUAUAUCUGGCUUGCAAACAGGUGCCAAGGGCAAGAUGCUGCUACGGAUGGGAUGACUUAUGGUCACAACAUGUCGCUGCUCGAUCCUUCAGGAAAUGCGUCAAGUAUUAUUAUGGCAAAUACCUGUGUUCAUGACUCCUAAUACGGAUUCUUCCAAGGUUGGUGACAGUGCUGGUUUCAUCAACUUUUCCACGAAGGCACUAGUUUCCUAAGAUCCUGAAAGUGCUUCAAAUGGAAAUAAGAUUUUUUUAUGUUGUGGCAGCAUGGGCUAUGUGGUUGGGAUGGUUGUAAGUGUUUUUUUUUUUUUUGGUACUUCCUGUUCCAUCCUUCUCGGGGGUGAUUCAAUAUAAAAUACGUACGUAUAGUAGUUUCUUUCGCAAGUGCUUUUGAUAGUAGUUGCAGUUUCGUGAGCAAUUAACUUGAUUAGGAAGAUUAGAUGCUGUGAUGUCAACAUGAACUGUUAGCUACCCCGAAGUCUAAACCUUGCCCUGGAAAUGAAAUAUGGUACCAUACUGUUUUAAUCACAUCCCUGUCUGUUUGCCAUGUUAAGUUUUGUUCAGGUUUGUCAAGAUAAGCAUGGCACCAUGCAUGAAUUACAUGCCGCAGAAAGCCAACGCUGAAUUGCAACUGGCCUCAAUGUUUGUUUACGACCC
Molecule: messenger RNA, 2923 nt
Organism: Populus euphratica (Euphrates poplar)
Lineage: Eukaryota; Viridiplantae; Streptophyta; Magnoliopsida; Malpighiales; Salicaceae
Product: probable transcriptional regulator SLK2
Exons: 10
Coding region: 128-2326 (732 amino acids)
Source: RefSeq, a predicted model, not a curated record